AUGUCUCAAUCAUCUUCCAUCUCCAUUGGUGCCAGCAUCAACACUGCUGCUGCAGUCAGUAGCAGCAUCAACCCCUUCACUGAAAGCCAAGUUCCUCUUGCCAUCAUCAAGAACCUUGCAAUGCACAGUGCCAAUGCUCUUUCAAACCCUGAUGAUGCUUUCCCAUCUCCAGUAGCUGAUGACCUCACUCCUUCUGAUGCCAUUGACAGUGAUGAUGACUUCACUUUGCCGCUCCCUGCUGCCAACCAGACUGCUCUUGCUGCUCCAGUUGAUCUGAAGGUUGCCAACCAGCUUUGCAGCUUCUGCCUCUGCCUCCUCCAGCACCCUUCUCUUCUCCUCUGCACUUGCCCUGAGUGCACUCACCACCUGCCGCUCAUCCCAACCUAUGCCAAUGUGUCUCAGCACCUCAAGUCCCACCAUCAUCCGCUCACCAAGACUGGCAUCAAGCUGUUGGAGGAGACACUCCUUACUCUUGACCUUGUCAGCCCUGCUACUGUCAGCAUCAACACCAAUCUACUCCCCAUCAACCUCAUCAAGGAGCUUGAUACAUUUGAUGGCUACUGUUGCAGUAUCUGCGAGUAUGCUGUCAAGUCGAGCUCCUCUGCAUACAAGCACCAGUGCAGCAGCCAUGAUGGCAAGGCUUCUGUCAUCCACCCUGUUCUCAUUCAGCCCAUCUUCACCAGUGGUCCCUUCACCUGCUAUGUGUGGGUCUUCAACAGCAAGCUCGAGCCUACACCCCCUCCUGUUGCCUUCAACAUCAACACAGAGGAGGUGUCAUGGAUGCGCAGAAGCUGGAAGACCAUGAGGGGAGAUGCGCAGAAGCUAGAAGAUCCGUCAAGCUCAAAUGAAGGGAGCGCAGGAGUCAAGGGAUCGGGCGGAGUGUGGGAUUUGGAGCAGAGUCCACUGAGAUCGGUAAUAGGAUCGACUCUAUGA
Molecule: messenger RNA, 933 nt
Organism: Ustilago hordei
Lineage: Eukaryota; Fungi; Basidiomycota; Ustilaginomycetes; Ustilaginales; Ustilaginaceae
Exons: 3
Coding region: 1-933 (310 amino acids)
Source: RefSeq, a predicted model, not a curated record